This is a messenger RNA of Diaporthe batatas, 1545 nucleotides long. RefSeq lists its product as uncharacterized. Gene Ontology annotation, cellular component: membrane. Bases 1 to 1545 code for a protein of 514 amino acids. The record is from RefSeq and is a predicted model, not a curated record. The transcript is spliced from 5 exons. Lineage: Eukaryota; Fungi; Ascomycota; Sordariomycetes; Diaporthales; Diaporthaceae. Gene Ontology annotation, molecular function: amino acid transmembrane transporter activity. Gene Ontology annotation, biological process: amino acid transmembrane transport.
AUGGGGUUCCUCGACUUCGUCAAGAGCGACGAGAAGCGCGCCUCCUCGGUUGAGGAUGAGCGCGUUGUCCCCCAUGGUGAUGGUGAGGUCGGUGAGGUGCACGAGGCUGGCGACGACCUGCAUCGUGGCAUGAAACCAAGACAGCUGAGUCUGAUCAUUGGAUCCGGCAAUGCGCUCAAGAACGGAGGCCCCGGCUCCAUGUUGAUUGGAUACAUCAUCAUGGGCUUCAUCGUCUACAUCGUCAUGGUGGCACUCGGCGAGAUGGGUGCCUGGCUGCCACACAAGAAGAGCUUCUCGGGUUACGCCUCUCGGUUUGUUGAUCCGGCACUGGGUUUCGCAACGGGGUGGAAUUAUUUCUUCAAAUACGUCAUCGUCUUGCCGAACAACCUGACAGUGACCGGUAUUCUCAUCGCCUAUUGGCGGCCCGACCUGAACGUGUCGAUUUGGAUCGUCGUCUUUGGCGUCGCCAUCAUCGCACUCAAUCUCCUCCAUGUUAGCUUCUUCGGCGAGGCAGAGUUCUGGAUGUCGCUCCUCAAAGCCAUCGUCAUCUGCGCGCUGAUCUUGAUCUGCUUCGUCAUCGCUCUGGGAGGCGGCCCCGACCACGACCGCAGAGGCUUCCGGUACUGGAAAGACCCAGGUGCAUUCAAGCAGUACAACAACAUUGAAGGAGACCUGGGCCGCUUCCUCGGUGUCUGGGCAUCCAUCGUCCAGGCGACCUUCGCCUACCUCGGUACCGAGCUGGUCGGUGUUGCGUUCGGCGAGACGCCCAAUCCCCGCAAGAACGUCCCCCGCGCCGUGAGGCAGACACUGCUGCGUAUCGUCUUCUUCUAUGUCGCCGGUGUCAUCAGCCUGGGAAUGGCCGUCCCUUACAACAACGCGAGGCUCAUUAGCGACACGUCCAAGGGCACCAGCGGCGCGGCCUCCCCCUUCGUUAUCGCGGCCAAGAUCGCCGGUAUUCAGAAGCUCGACAGUGUCAUCAACGGCUUCCUACUCGUCUUCACCGUUUCCGCCGCCAACUCGGACAUCUACCUCGCCGCCAGGACGAUCUGGGCUCUGGCUAAGGACGGCCAGGCCCCCGCCAUCUUCCACAAGACCAACAAGAACGGUGUCCCCAUCGCCGCCGUCGCCGUCUCGUCGCUGUUCAUUUUGCUGGGCUUCAUGAACGUCACCAAGGAUGCCGCAACGGUCUUCGGGUACUUUGUAUCCCUGGUCACCGUGUUUGGCGCGCUCAACUGGAUCUCGAUUCUGGUCAGCUACCAUUUCAUGCUGAAGGGCAUGAAGGCUCAGGGGAUUCCCAGGAGUGUCAUGCCGUACCGCAACCCGCUGCUGCCUUGGGGAGCCUACAUCGCGUUUGUGGUCACCGUGCUGGUCAUUGUUUUCAACGGCUUCUCUGCGUUCAUGCCAUUCAAGGUUGACAAAUUCAUAACCAGCUACAUCGGAAUCCCCAUAUAUGUGAUCAACGUUUUCUGGUGGAAGAUCUUCAAGAAGACCAAGAAGGUCCGCUACGAGGAGAUGGACCUGCAGACCGGACGACGAGAUGCUUAG